Racocetra persica is the source of this 972-nucleotide messenger RNA. The record is from the annotation of a GenBank genome assembly. NCBI's taxonomy places the organism in Eukaryota, Fungi, Glomeromycota, Glomeromycetes, Diversisporales, Gigasporaceae.
AUGCAUAUAAUAAAAUUUCCUCUUGACAAAGCGCGUCUGCUACCAAUUUUUACAAAAAAAUUUGUUACCUUACCAAUACCUAAUACUCGACCAAAAACACCCAAAAUUUUGUCUAAUCGUCAGAAGUUUCGACAAAUAUCACCAUCUCAUGAAACGUUACGUGAAAUUGAGGCACUUAACUUAGGAAAACCUCGAAAUUGUAUAGGGAAUCAAUUUGGAAAAAAAGUAAGUAUUAUUGGAAAGAAAAGAUUAGAACGUAAACUUGGAGAUUUGACAUCUGAACGAGAGGAACAAUUAGAGUUACCUCAUUUAUCAUUUUUUGCGGGUGCCAAAGUUCCAACGUCUUUUCCACCCGAGAGGGUUCAAGAAUUAUGUUUUGUUGGACGAUCUAAUGUUGGUAAAUCAUCUUUAAUCAAUGCAUUGGCUGAUACAACAGUAGUUAGAACGUCUGAAAAACCAGGAUUAACGCAGCAAAUCAAUUUUUACGCUGCUGGUAAUAUGUUUAAUAUGGUUGAUAUGCCUGGUUAUGGAUUUGCUUAUGCAAAAGAUGAAGAAAGGAUCAAAUGGAAAGAAUUGCUAACUCGAUAUAUACAACGAACCAGAAAGAAUGUGGAAUUUCAGAUAAUCUUAACUAAAUGUGACCUAGUGAUCACACCAGAUCUUGCACGUCAACAUACUCUUGUUAAAGAGCAACUUCAAGCUUAUAGAAAUGCUAUCCCUCAGCCUAUGAUGGUAUCUGCCCGAAGGAAAUCUGGGAUCUACAAAUUAAGACAACUGAUACUAACUAUAGUAGGAGGAUUGGAGAGAGCAAGAGAGGUCGUAAAUAAAAAAAGGGCGCAAAGAAUAACAGAUAUUACAAAUAAAUCCAAAAAGCCAUUAAAUAAGAUUUCAAAAAUGGUUACAAAUAGAAAAACGCCAAGAUAUUACUAUGAAAUGAGAAAACGUGAAAAAAAGUCCUCGAAGAAGAAAUAA